UCUGUCCCAAUGCUCUAAGUUGUCUUUUCCUCUCUUCUGGGCCACAGUCCUGGGAAGUGACCGGAAGGGACCACAGGGCAGAGACGCACACGCUUCUCGGAGAGCAGAUGCCCCGGCGAGGACACUCUCUCUCCGCCCUGACCCGGCUCUGCCGCGCCGCCCAGAAGCUGAAACAAGAGAUGGAGGCGCUUCGGUCCUCUUCUCAGGGGCUUCUCCAGAGUUACCGGGAGGAGUAUCGGGACUGUCUUUCUGAGAUAGUUCAGGCCGUCCAGACGGCCCAGCUCCACUGCGAGGCUCUGCUGGCGGCCUGGCCAGCAGAGGUGGGGCGUCUGGAGCAGUCCCUGCGGGAUGUGACCGAGCGCUGGCAGCGGGAGCUGCGGGAGCGGCGGCGACUGCAGGAGGCCCUGGCGGAGCUGAAGGGCAACAUCAGAGUCCACUGUCGGAUCCGCCCUCUGCUGCCCUUCGAUGACGAGGCUCAGGAGCCGGUCUCACAGAACAGCUCCGUGUCCGGAGGAGUGGUCCACGCAGUCGAUGACGAGACUGUCCUGGUGGAGUGCAACCGGCCUGGCCACCCUUUGAUUAAUAAGACAUACACGUUUGAAAGAGUUUACGGCCCAGCGGAGUCUCAGAGAGCGGUGUUUGAGGAUGUGUGUCCCCUUCUCACGUCCUUCUUGGAUGGGUACAAUGUCUGCAUCAUGGCUUACGGGCAGACGGGAAGCGGGAAGAGCUUCACCAUGCUGGGCCCGCAUUGCCAGGAGGAGCCUGCCCUGCCGUCGGAAGCCCGCGGCGACACGGGCAUCAUCCCCAGGGCGGCUGCAGAGCUCUUCAGGCUCAUUUCAGAAGAUCCAUCCAGGAGCCCGGAGGUGGGCGUUUCCAUAGUGGAGAUUUACAACAAUAACAUUUUUGACCUUCUGGCUAACGCCAGCUGUCAAGUGGCAUCUGGGGUGAAGCGACAGGUGCUGCCGACCCAGCAAGGAAAGAAGGCGGGCUGCGGGCCGACCCACCGGUCGGUCCACAGUGCCGUGCAGUUCCUGACGCUCGUGGGCAGGGGUCUGAAGCUGCGGGCGAAGCAGCCCACCGCGGUGCAUGCCGAGUCCUCGCGAUCUCACCUGGUGAUAACCGUGACCCUGGCCACAGCCGCCUCCCCCUGCGGGCCCAGCGGGCGGCCGUCCACACCCGGUCAGUGCCCGCGAGUGCCCACGCUGGUACAGAGGCGCGCGCGCUGGUAUAGAGGCGCCCACGCCCGUAUAGAGGCGCACUCCAGUACAGAGGUACACGCCGGUAUAGAGGCACCCACGCCGACUUUAAUUCACGUUUUGACCCCUUCAGGGUCUCUGGGCCCUUUUCUCAUCCAUGUUCAAGAGGAACGGUCUCACUUCUUGCGAGGUGCAGGCCUGCGGGGCGAAGCUGGGGGGCUCCCGCCUUGGGGGGAGACCCAGGGAGCUUGGGCACCGUCUCUCGUCUCUUCUCACACCCCUGCUGCAGCUCCGCAGUCAGAUCAAUCAGCAUCCACAGAGCCCUGCCGGCCUGGACCCUGGUCGCUGGCCACCGGGAGGAGGCAGAGCCCGCCUGUGCCCCCGAGGACCCGCGGGCAUGGACUCAGGGGGGCAACCCCAGACCCCCUGGGGCAGGUGCGCACCACCCUGCAGCUCGUGGACCUGGCGGGCAGCGAGUGUGCAGGUGUGUCUGGAGUGACGGGGCCAGCCCUGAGGGAGACUUCCUGCAUAAACCGGAGCCUGGCAGCCCUCUCAGACGUCCUGGGGGCGCUGGCGGAGGGCAGAGGCCACAUCCCCUACCGGAACAGCCGGCUUACCCGCGUGCUGCAGGACACACUCGGAGGUGAUGCAAAGUUACAGGUGAUCGUGUGCGUGUCCCCAGGCCAGAGGCACGUGGCCGAGACGCUGCAGAGCCUGGGGUUUGGCGCCCGAGCGAGGCAAGUGGAGCGAAGCUGUCCAGCCCCCAGAAAACUCAGGUGAAGGAGCAGUGACGCGCUCAGGGCUUUUCUCCCUUAAAUGUGCUCCUGGCUUUUCCUUAUAAUGUACGUGCUGUAAAAAUAAACACGUUGA
This is a messenger RNA of Bubalus bubalis (water buffalo), 2066 nucleotides long. It is a transcript of the gene KIF25, whose product is annotated as kinesin family member 25. Gene Ontology annotation, molecular function: microtubule binding; ATP binding; microtubule motor activity. Gene Ontology annotation, biological process: microtubule-based movement. The transcript has 14 exons. The record is from RefSeq and is a predicted model, not a curated record. Bases 108 to 1976 code for a protein of 622 amino acids. NCBI's taxonomy places the organism in Eukaryota, Metazoa, Chordata, Mammalia, Artiodactyla, Bovidae.